Molecule: messenger RNA, 1394 nt
Organism: Corticium candelabrum
Lineage: Eukaryota; Metazoa; Porifera; Homoscleromorpha; Homosclerophorida; Plakinidae
Exons: 3
Coding region: 21-1394 (457 amino acids)
Source: RefSeq, a predicted model, not a curated record
UAUCAAAUUUUGCACAAGAGAUGACAGCAGAAGAAAGCUCUGACGACGAGUGGGAGUCACCGAACGAAAACAAAUGUGUGAAAGAGUUGAAGUGUCUAGGAUAUUUCAUCCUACUCGAGCACGACAUCACGGGCUUGUUCGUGACGACACUAAAUAAGCUGGGCGCCUUCAGACAAAAGUGGAAUCUCAAAUUCACUCUCGAACGUCGACUCGUUCACAUUAUUAUCUGUAUCCUCGUUACUUUUACUAUUCAAGCUUCCUUUCACGUCAAAAAUGAUCUGUGCAUACAACGGCGCCGCUGUCAUAUGGACGGCUGCUCUGUUGACUAUCAAACGGACCAAAUGCUCAAUUCAGCGGCAAAUCGAUUGCACAGAGUAGACACACGACAAACAAACGACGACGAAGAAAAUACAGCAAACGAAGAUACGAUACAACAGUCUGCACACAACACAGGAGAGAAGAAUACCGUAGUAGAAAGCCCAACUAGUCAACAAGGAUACCAAAACUGCAAGCCAAUACCAAUGAGCAUCGUACACAUUGGCAGUUCGAACGUGGAGUGGUUUCUAUAUCCCAAACCAACUUCGUUCAACAGCGAACAGUGGUCUUACUGCAAUUCGCAAGCACAAGCUGCUGCUCAGCCAAAUACAUGUUCCAAUGGCAUUGUGUGUCUACCAGCAUGCAAAAGUUCUCAAAGUUCAAGAACUUUCGCACCGGACGCAAGACCCUUCUGUUCAUCAGCCCAAUCCAGCGUAUUACAUGGCAUGAGUGAGCGUAAUUUGGAGCACACUCUUGUUUGCGUGGUCCCGCAUCUUCCUUGUUAUUCUCAUGAAUUUAGCAAGAACGAACGUCGAAUCAUUGUUGCAGUGAGUUAUCAAAUAGUCAGCUUUGUCGUUCGCCUACUUCUUGUCUGCGGCUGUGUUCACAAGCCAGAAACAAGGCGACGAUUCCGUCGACUGGGAUACGGUCUGGGCAUCACUGUGGUAGGUUUAGCAGCCGGUAUCUACGCAUUCGAACUCACUGAGGUAACCGUUUUCACUACGUGGAUUGUCGAUGCCCUCAUUUCUAUCACUGGUGGCAUGAUCAUCCAAGUAUUGUGGAUACUCAUUGUUAACUGGUUCAUUGUGGGCAGCUGCUCAGGUCGGUGGUGCCAAGCUGCUCUUAGAUGCCUUCCAUCCAAACCAGAUUCACACUUUGAUCAUUUCAAACUCUCAGUGAUGCACACCGUCCGCCAAGUCUGUGGCGAUCGACGGCGUAAAGCGAAAAGGUUUGAGUCAGCGUUUGAAGGAGUGAUGACCAUCUGGGGUCAAAAGCAAUUAGCGAACAAACAGACAAAAGUAUCAUCCUCUAGCUACGAUUCGGUUGCAUCAGAAGAAUGGUCUGAAUAUAGUGAAUAA